Molecule: messenger RNA, 775 nt
Organism: Panicum hallii
Lineage: Eukaryota; Viridiplantae; Streptophyta; Magnoliopsida; Poales; Poaceae
Product: auxin-responsive protein SAUR76-like
Exons: 1
Coding region: 358-738 (126 amino acids)
Biological process (GO): response to auxin
Source: RefSeq, a predicted model, not a curated record
CAGCCUACGUACGAUUCCUCUGCUCCCCACCGGACGGAGCAGGGGAGAAGACGAAAGCAUGCACGCGGCCUCAAGGGCUCAAGGCACGCUACAGCCAGCUGCUCAAGAAUGCCCCCAGCCUGCUGCUGCCAAGUUUUACCUCUCGCCGGCCUGCCCCGUCCGGUUGUCCGGGUCGGUGUUAUAUAAGCAGCCCCGUCGCCGGCCCUGCCUUCGCCACAGCCCACCACCACCUUCUUCCUCAUCCUCAGUUCCCUCUCUUUCUGCCUUUGUCUGUCUAGAACCUCCAGCUCUGUCUCGCUACUGCUUGUUGAAUUGAAACGUCUCGUCGGAGGAGGAGGAGCGGCAGGAGAGGAGCGGAUGGCGAAGGGCGGACCGGGGAAGCUGCGGUGCAUGAUCCGGAGGUGGCACUCGUCCAGCCGCGUCGCCCGCGCGCCGUCGCCCGCCGAGGACGGCGCCGGCGACGCGCGCGGUGCGUCGUUCCACGGCGCGGACGAGGUGCCCAAGGGCAUGCACCCGGUGUACGUCGGCAAGUCGCGGCGCCGGUACCUCGUCGACGAGGACCUCGUGGGCCACCCGCUGUUCCAGACCCUCGUCCACCGCACCGGCAGCGGCGCUGAGGCCGGCUGCACCGUGGUCGGCUGCGAGGUGGUCCUUUUCGAGCACCUGCUGUGGAUGCUGGAGAACGCCGACCCGCAGCCGGAGUCCCUCGACGAGCUCGUCGAGUACUACGCCUGCUGAGAGCGCGCCACGCCACGCCACGCCACCGGCGGCCCGC